This is a messenger RNA of Galeopterus variegatus (Sunda flying lemur), 846 nucleotides long. RefSeq names its product tryptophan 2,3-dioxygenase. Gene Ontology annotation, molecular function: heme binding; L-tryptophan 2,3-dioxygenase activity; metal ion binding. The transcript is spliced from 7 exons. NCBI's taxonomy places the organism in Eukaryota, Metazoa, Chordata, Mammalia, Dermoptera, Cynocephalidae. The coding region runs from base 1 to 846 and encodes 281 amino acids. The record is from RefSeq and is a predicted model, not a curated record.
AUGUCAACGCAUCUCUCCCUUUCUCUCCUCUUCCCUCCCUACAUUUAUUCUCAAAGAGAGUACUUAUCUCCAGCAUCAGGCUUCCAGAGUUUGCAAUUCCGACUACUGGAAAACAAGAUAGGUGUUCUUCAGAGUAUGAGAGUCCCUUACAACAGAAGACAUUAUCGUGAUAACUUCAGAGGAGAAGAUAAUGAACUGCUUCUUAAAUCUGAGCAGGAAAAAUCACUUCUGCAACUAGUGGAGGCAUGGCUGGAAAGAACACCAGGUUUAGAGCUACAUGGAUUUAAUUUCUGGGGAAAGUUUGAAAAAAAUAUCAUCAAAGGCCUGGAAGAGGAAUUUACAAGGAUUCAGGCUAACGAAGAGUCAGAGGAAAAAGAGGAACAGAUGGCUGAAUUUCAGAAACAAAAAGAGGUGUUACUGUCCUUAUUUGAUGAGAAACGUCAUGAACAUCUCCUUAGUAAAGGUGAAAGACGAAUGUCAUACAGAGCACUUCAGGGGGCAUUGAUGAUAUAUUUUUACAGGGAAGAACCUAGGUUCCAGAUCCCUUUUCAGCUGCUGACUUCUCUCAUGGAUAUAGACACACUCAUGACCAAAUGGAGAUAUAACCACGUGUGCAUGGUGCACAGAAUGCUGGGCAGCAAAGCUGGUACUGGUGGGUCCUCAGGCUACCAAUAUCUGCGCUCAACUGUGAGUGACAGGUACAAGGUGUUUGUAGAUUUAUUUAACCUUUCAACAUAUCUGGUUCCCCGACACUGGAUACCGAAGAUGAACCCCAUCAUUCACAAAUUCCUUUACACGGCUGAAUACUGCGAUAGCUCCUACUUCAGCAGUGAUGAAUCAGAAUAA